Messenger RNA from Ipomoea triloba (trilobed morning glory), 585 nucleotides. RefSeq lists its product as uncharacterized. Bases 73 to 513 code for a protein of 146 amino acids. Gene Ontology annotation, molecular function: zinc ion binding. The transcript is spliced from 2 exons. The record is from RefSeq and is a predicted model, not a curated record. Lineage: Eukaryota; Viridiplantae; Streptophyta; Magnoliopsida; Solanales; Convolvulaceae.
AUCUAGUUUCUUCUUCCUCCAUUUUUUUGCUCUUGCUCCAUCUCCAUCUUUUUUCUUCUUCCUUCGUCCCCAAUGUCUACUAGGUAUACUAGUGAUAGCUCUUCAUCUUCAAGAAAUCAAGAAUACAUCUAUGGUGAAUUGGUGAACAUUCCAAACUGUCAUUGUGGCCAACGAUUGAAGCUACAAACAUCUUGGACGAAUGAUAAUCCAGGUAGAAGGUAUUGGGAGUGUCGAUCUGAAAAUGGAGGGCAAAGAUGUGGUUUUGUUAGAUGGUAUGAUCCUUCGAUGUGUGCAAGGUCAAGAAGAAUUAUUCCUGGACUACUGAGAAGGAUUAAUCGAAAUGAAGAAGACAUAGCAAGGCUUAAAAUGAGGCUACAAGCUGGGCAAAGAAGCAAUGGUAGACAUUGGAUAGUGAUUGUAGUUCUAGUGAUGUGCAUUUUGUUUCUGGUUGUUAUAUUAUUGAGUGCACCUAAAAAUAUUAAGCUUCCUAUUAGGAGUAUUAGUAGUGGUUAGGUGUAUAGUAUUGUAAGAAGGCUUUGUAAUAUGACUACUUCCAGUAUGAAAUGAACAAUGAAUUUCUCUUUA